Messenger RNA from Magnolia sinica, 811 nucleotides. RefSeq names its product glycerol-3-phosphate 2-O-acyltransferase 6-like. The transcript has a single exon. Lineage: Eukaryota; Viridiplantae; Streptophyta; Magnoliopsida; Magnoliales; Magnoliaceae. The record is from RefSeq and is a predicted model, not a curated record. Gene Ontology annotation, cellular component: membrane. Gene Ontology annotation, biological process: cutin biosynthetic process. Gene Ontology annotation, molecular function: phosphatase activity; glycerol-3-phosphate 2-O-acyltransferase activity. Bases 20 to 700 code for a protein of 226 amino acids.
AGAACGAAUUGUCUGACACAUGUACAAAAUCCUUGGCAUUAAGCUCAUCGUCAAAGGCAAUCCUCCCCCAGCUCCUCGUCGUGGACAAAGUGGGGUCCUCUUUGUUUGCAACCAUCGAACCGUUCUUGAUCCAGUGAUCACAGCCGUCGCUUUGGGUCGCAAGAUUAGCUGUGUCACUUACAGCAUAAGCAAGUUUUCUAGGCUGAUCUCGCCAAUCAAGGCCGUGGCAUUGACACGUGAGCGUGAGAAGGACGCGGCAAACAUCAAACGGUUGUUACAAGAAGGUGAUCUGGUGAUCUGUCCUGAGGGGACUACCUGUCGUGAACCGUUCCUUUUGCGAUUCAGUGCACUCUUCGCCGAACUGACGGACCAGAUCGUCCCGGUAGCAAUCAAAAACAAACAAAGUAUGUUCCAUGGUACGACGGUCCGUGGGUGGAAGCUCAUGGACCCGUAUUUCUUCUUCAUGAAUCCAAUGCCGACGUAUGAGAUAACGUUCCUGAGCCAGCUGCCGACCGAGCUAACAUGCACCGGGGGGAAAUCAGCGAUUGAGGUGGCCAACUAUAUCCAACGGGUCCUGGCUGGGACACUCGGGUUUGAGUGUACCAGUUUCACUAGGAAGGACAAGUACGGAAUGCUGGCUGGGACUGAUGGUCGGAUCCCUUCCAUGAAAGAGACAGAGAAAGAGAAGGAGAAGGCUUAGGAAGAGAAUUGCAUGUUUUUAUUUAUGUUGUUUGUUUACGUUUGGAAACAUCAUGAUAAUAAUCUGGCUAUCUAUAUAUAUUUCAAUAUAUAUAAAUAGAUUUUAUGUGAA